Messenger RNA from Punica granatum (pomegranate), 923 nucleotides. Lineage: Eukaryota; Viridiplantae; Streptophyta; Magnoliopsida; Myrtales; Lythraceae. The record is from RefSeq and is a predicted model, not a curated record.
AAAAAGAGAGAGAGAGAGGGGGGGACAAACUAGAGAAACCUCGAUGCCAAACCAAUACCAUAUUCAAGAUUCUCGUCAGAAUCCCCCUGGCCCUGCCCAGCUCACCUCUCUCUACCUUUGAUUCCCUCAUGGCCACGGUGGCGCGUGCAGUUCACUGCCAGCUGCCAUCCACAGGCGGGGAGCCUUCGGCAGCAAGGAGGGAGCCGGUGAGCAUCCCUUCAUUGGUUUCGGUUCCAAGGGCGAAGCAAUCGGCGGGUGAUCAGUCGUUGUCCGAAGGUGCGGGGAAGAUCAUGCUGCAGCCGAGGUUGUGCACGCUGAGAUCAUAUGGCUCGGAUCGCCCGCCGGUGGGGAUGGCGGUGAUCAGGACCAGAAAGGAGAGCUGUGACGAGGUCUCGCCCUUCUUCGAGACGCUGUCUGAGUACAUCGAGAGCACCAAGAAGAGCCACGACUUCGAGAUCAUAUCCGGUCGCUUGGCUAUGAUUGUAUUCGCCGCAACUGUGACGACGGAAGCAGUGACAGGGAACUCCCUGUUCAGUAAAAUGGACAUACAAGGGAUCGAAGAGGCAGCCGGGCUGUGUCUGGGAGCUGUGACCUGCGCUGCGGUCUUUGCUUGGUUUUCGAGUGCCAGGAACCGGGUCGGCCGGAUCUUCACUGUAGGAUGCAACACGCUGAUAGACUCUCUAAUUGAUCAGAUCGUCAAUGGGCUCUUCUAUGAGAGCGAGCUCAGUGACUGGUCUGACGAAAUCUGAGCAUUGAAUAAUAUGAUUUGGACACACUUUGGACAUAAUAUAGUUACAUAUAGAUAGUACAUAUAUAUGCCGGAUUUUGUAGCUUCUUCUGUAAAAAGGAUAACUUUCAAGGAUGGAUGGAUAGAUGCAUUGGUAAUUUACCUAAAAAAUAGAAGUGGAUCAUAAUUAUGAAAA